GACCCCCAGCCUGAACCUCCUCUAACCAAGGGACCACCAGCACUGAACCUCCUCCAACCAAGGGACCCCCAGCUUCUAACCAAGGGACCCCCAGCCUGAACCUCCUCUAACCAAGGGACCACCAGCACUGAACCUCCUCCAACCAAGGGACCCCCAGCCUGAACCUCCUCUAACCAAGGGACCCCCAGCCUCUAACCGAGGGACCCCCAGCACCGACACUCCAUCGAAGCCCGGGCCCCCCAGCACCCACUCCCCGGGAUGGACCCGUGGCCGGUGCUGGGCUCGGUGCUGGCCCUGCUCUUGCUGUGUGGCUGGCUGUGGCCCCGGUUGGUGCUGUUGGCUCAGGAUGUGAUGUUCACGGUUCGGGCGGCCCGGGUGAAGGCCCAGAUUCGGCGAUGGCUGGGCUCCGGGGUCCAGUCUCUCCCUCAGCUCUUCCAGCAGCGGCUGCGGAGCCACCCGGACCGAAUCUUCAUCCGCUUCCGGGAGCAGACCGUGACCUACCGGGAGCUGGGGGCUCGGUGUGGCCGGGCAGCCUCCGCUCUGCUGGCCGACCUGGCCCCGGGGGACACGGUAGCCCUGCUGUUGGGGAACGAGCCCCGCUUCCUGGCCGCCUGGUUCGGCCUGGCCCAGCUCGGUGUGGUGGCCGCCUUCCUCAACACCAACGUCAGGAAAGGGGCCCUCCGGCACUGUCUGGGGGCCUGCGGGGCCCGGGGCCUCAUCACCAGCCCGGAGCUGUUCGAUGCAGUUCAAGAAAUCCUUCCUGAACUGCGCAAUAUGGGAAUUAAGAUCUGGGUGAUGGGCUCUGGAGAUUACCCCGAGGAUGUUAUAAAUCUGCAGGAACUGAUGGAUAAAGCAUCAGAUGACCCCAUACCUGCGCAUCUGGGCAUUCCUAAAAAUCCAAUGGACACUGCUAUCUGCAUCUUCACAUCCGGUACCACAGGGUUGCCAAAAGCUGCUCGUAUUAGCCACUUGAAGACUCUGAUGUGCUGCGUCUUUUACCAACUGUGCGUGGCGAGUUCUGAUGAUAUUAUCUACAUGUCGCUGCCACUGUACCACAAGUCUGGAGCCUUGCUGGGCAUUGGAGGCUGCAUUGGUGUCGGGGCUUCCCUUGUGCUGAAAGAGCGUUUCUCUGCCAGUCAGUUCUGGAACGACUGCCGGAAAUACAAUGUGACCGUUUUUCAGUAUAUUGGGGAGCUGUGCCGUUACCUUACAAACCAGCCACAGUGCGCGAAUGAGACUGAUCAUAAAGUGCGUCUGGCUGCCGGUAGUGGUCUCCGCCCUGAUGUGUGGAAAGAAUUCACUCGCCGUUUUGGGAAGAUUAGAAUUUUUGAGACUUAUGGAAUGACAGAAUUUAAUAUCAGCUUCUUCAACUAUACCGGUAGCCCGGGGGCUGUAGGCCGGGGCAGUUUUCUCUUCAAGCAAUUUUGCCCGUUUGACCUGAUUAAGUUUGACACCCAGGAGGGUGAGCCCGAGAGAGAUUCGAGAGGCAGAUGCCUGCGAGCACAGACAGGAGAAACAGGGCUCCUGAUUUCACCAGUAACACCUUUGUCUCCAUUCCUGGGGUAUGUCGGCAGCCGGGAGCUCUCUGAAAAGAAAUUGCUGAGGGAUGUUUUUCAGCCUGGGGACUGCUUUUUCAAUACUGGAGACCUGAUGGUUCAAGAUAAUCUGGGAUUUGUUUACUUCCGGGAUCGGACAGGAGACACUUAUAGGUGGAAGGGAGAGAAUGUGGCUACCACAGAGGUUUCAGAGAUUCUUAGUGGGUUGGAUUUUUUCCAAGAAGUCAAUGUGUAUGGUGUUUCAAUACCAGGUCACGAAGGCCGUACUGGCAUGGCGGCUGUAACCCUGCAUCCUGACCGCAAGCUUGAUUUGGAGCAAUUAUACAUUCACGUCAUGGAAUUCCUACCCUCAUAUGCCCGUCCGAGAUUUCUGCGAGUAAUGGAAUCCAUGGAAUCCACAGGAACCUUUAAACAGCAGAAGCUUCGCCUGGUCCAGGAUGGGUUUUCCCCAUUGCACAUCCAGGAUCCUCUCUACCUCUUAGAUGAGUCUUCUCGGUCCUAUCGGCCUCUGUCUGAAGACCUCUACUCUCAAAUCAUGACCUCAGAGUUCAGGGUCUAACAGAUAAUGCCUUCUGGAUCUAUCCUAGACUAUAAUGACUGUAUUACUGCUAGACUGUAUUACGCUGCCUUAAGAAAAAUACUACUAGUGAACAUUUUUAUUCUUUUCCAGAAUUCCGACGCUUAUACUGAACAUUGGUGGCUUACAUUCCUUUGCCUCGGGUUCGGUGGGACAGUUGGCCCAUGUGUAGUCUGUUUACAGUAUUUACCUUUACAGGAUGGUUUUUAAGAACCUCUGUAUUUUACAAAUCCCAUUUUAUGUAGCUGGCUUGCCAGAUAUAUUGAGGAUUUUUUUAACCCCUUUGGUACCAGUAGAAAGCAGGCCUUUGGAAUUAGUAAGAGGCCGGGCCUCUAGUCUAAAAAUAUUAUGUAUCCUGAAUUUGUGUUUCUCCGUUCUCUUGGAUAAUCAAAUGGAGGAUGGAGAUAAUCCUGCCUCUAAAUAUUACUCACCCUUGCAUCCUCUCUCAAAGCUAGAUCAGACAACCUCCGUUUUAAUCUGACGCAUUAUGGCACCUGCAUUGUGUUUUGUGAUCCAUCCAGCACUGAGAACCACAGAGAAAGUAAUAAUGAUUCCUUUAUUAAAGGAAUACUGUUGGCACUGUAACUUCUUUAUCUCAUGGAAGUGGUUAUAGUGUCUGGAGUCCCCAGCGUCCUUAAAUUCACAGUUAAACCGUCUUUAAUGUUUCAUUGUUAAACAGUCCUUAACAGCCCAUCCCCUCUGUGCUGUUUGAACCAACGAGGAAGUAUUAAUAUGAGCAGCAAUGGGCAGCUGUGAUUGGCUGAGAAUGUCAGAUGAUGACUUUUAGCCUAUCACAGCGCCCAUUGCUGGUAUGAAUUGGUAUGGCUACAACUAGGUUUGUAAUCUCUGCAUUUGCUACACCUCCAGUGGGGCAGAGGCUGUGGGUGGUCAGAGACCCUUAUUUAGUGUUUAACUGCUUGACAAUAGUUUAACACUGAAUGGGGCGACAGUUCCAGGUGGCUUGAGGCACAAUAACUAAUUCAUUGAGAUAGAAUGGUUAUAGUGCCUACAGUGUCCCUUUAAUUGUUUCACUGCUGGAAUGGUCAAACCAUAAUAUACUCAUCAUGAACAUAUUGUACGCUGUCUUACUUGCUGUGAAUUUCCUGAUAACCAGCUGACGUUUCUAACGGUAAACUUUUUGUAACUUUUUUGCCCCUAAACUUUUUGUAACAUAUUUUUGUACUGAUUCCAUUUUAUUUUUCAGAAUAAAGUUUCCAUGAAAUCUGA
This is a messenger RNA of Pelobates fuscus (common spadefoot toad), 3360 nucleotides long. RefSeq names its product solute carrier family 27 member 3 (gene SLC27A3). The coding region runs from base 259 to 2115 and encodes 618 amino acids. The record is from RefSeq and is a predicted model, not a curated record. NCBI's taxonomy places the organism in Eukaryota, Metazoa, Chordata, Amphibia, Anura, Pelobatidae. Gene Ontology annotation, molecular function: long-chain fatty acid transmembrane transporter activity; long-chain fatty acid-CoA ligase activity. Gene Ontology annotation, cellular component: endoplasmic reticulum. The transcript has 10 exons.